AUGGUGCAGCUCACGCAGCCGCUGCUGCUCGACAGCGCCAUCCGCGACUGGGUGCUGCUGCCCAUCCUGCUCGUCAUGGUCUUCGUCGGCCUGCUGCGCCACUACGUCACGCAGCUCAUCACCAGCGUGCCCAAGCCGCAGGCGCCGGCGGCCCUGCGCGAGCAGCGCAUCAUGACGCGCGCACAGACGACACGCAUGAACAGCUGGUACCUCAGCCCGGCCGCGUACGCUGCCCGCCGCGACUGGCUCGCCGACAAGCUCGGCAGCGGCGAGUACGUGCAGCCCGUGCCCGAGAAGAAGCCCGACGAGGGCCCGGUGAACCCGCUCUCGGACCCGGCGCAGAUGGAGGGCAUGAUGGAGCAGGCCAAGAAGAGCAUCGUCAUGAUGGUGCCGCAGACGCUCAUCAUGGGCUGGAUCAACAUGUUCUUCAGCGGCUUUGUGCUGUUGCGCCUGCCAUUCCCGCUCACGCUACGCUUCAAGCUCAUGCUGCAGCGCGGCAUCGACACGCCCGACAUGGACGUGGCGUGGGUGAGCAGCAUCAGCUGGUAUUUCCUCUGCCUCUUCGGCCUCACGGCCAUCUUCCGCCUCAUCCUCGGCGACAACAACGCCGCGGACAGCUCGCGCGACAUGGGCGGCAUGGGCGCCCUCACCGGCGCCGGCGGCCAGGCGCCGCCGAACCCCUUUGGCGGCGCCGGCCCCGACUACGCCAAGCUGCACCUGGCGGAGAAGGAGAACGUGGAGCUGGCGGGCGCCGGCCCGGCGGUGCGCGACGGCGUGUGGGUCGGCGCAGACGUGCACGAGCGCGUGCUGCGGCUCUACGGCGCCAAGUGA
This is a messenger RNA of Tilletiopsis washingtonensis, 831 nucleotides long. RefSeq names its product transmembrane protein. Gene Ontology annotation, cellular component: membrane; EMC complex. NCBI's taxonomy places the organism in Eukaryota, Fungi, Basidiomycota, Exobasidiomycetes, Entylomatales. The transcript is spliced from 7 exons. The record is from RefSeq and is a predicted model, not a curated record. Bases 1 to 831 code for a protein of 276 amino acids. Gene Ontology annotation, biological process: protein folding in endoplasmic reticulum.